AAAACGCGUGCCCCAGACUCCUGCGAGCGUCUCCGCCCGUGAGCCGAGGUGCGGGUGCCGCGGCUCCCUAGCGUUUGGGGCUCAGGCCCCGCGCGCUUCACUCCUUCUCAGCCGCUCCUCUCUAGCUGCGCCUCAGCUGUCUGCUGCCUGCGUGGGCCUGAAGGGCGCCUCCGCACUUAAAGUGUUGGCAUUUUUAAAAUAUUUAAUCAUUCAUGAGUUGAGCUUCAUUCUUGAGUCAUGGAUGACAAGGCUUCUGUUGGAAAAAUCAGUGUCUCCUCAGACUCUGUGUCUACUCUUAAUAGUGAAGAUUUUGUCUUGGUUUCCAGGCAAGGAGAUGAGACACCAUCUACAAAUAAUGGAAGUGAUGACGAGAAAACAGGACUCAAGAUUAUAGGGAAUGGAAGUGAACAGCAGCUGCAAAAAGAGCUAGCAGAUGUGCUGAUGGAUCCUCCAAUGGACGACCAGCCAGGGGACAAGGAGCUUGUGGAAAGGUCACAAUUGGAUGGCGAAGGAGAUGGGCCUCUUUCUAAUCAACUCUCAGCUUCAUCCACCAUUAACCCUGUGUCGUUAGUAGGGCUCCAGAAACCAGAGAUGAGCCUGCCAGUGAAACCUGGACAAGGAGAUUCUGAAGGGUCAAGUCCUUUCACACCAGUGGCUGAUGAGGACAGUGUAGUUUUCAGCAAACUAACUUAUUUAGGCUGUGCCUCAGUAAAUGCUCCCAGGAGUGAAGUGGAAGCCUUAAGAAUGAUGUCCAUCUUAAGGGGCCAGUGUCAGAUUUCACUAGAUGUAACCCUGUCAGUGCCGAACGUAUCUGAAGGAACUGUGAGACUCUUAGAUCCUCAGACAAACACUGAAAUAGCAAACUACCCUAUCUACAAAAUCCUCUUCUGUGUUAGAGGGCAUGAUGGAACUCCUGAGAGUGACUGUUUUGCUUUCACUGAAAGUCAUUACAAUGCAGAGCUCUUCAGAAUACAUGUCUUCCGGUGUGAAAUACAAGAAGCUGUGAGCCGGAUACUUUACAGUUUUGCCACUGCCUUCCGCCGUUCUGCAAAGCAGACCCCCCUGUCAGCAACUACUGCACCUCAGACUCCUGACAGUGACAUCUUUACCUUCUCUGUGUCUUUAGAAAUAAAAGAAGAUGAUGGUAAAGGUUAUUUUAGUGCAGUUCCUAAAGAUAAAGACAGACAGUGCUUUAAACUACGCCAAGGAAUUGAUAAAAAGAUUGUCAUCUAUGUGCAACAAACAACUAAUAAGGAACUUGCCAUUGAAAGGUGUUUUGGUCUUCUCCUUAGCCCAGGAAAAGAUGUACGAAAUAGUGACAUGCACUUGUUAGAUUUGGAAUCUAUGGGCAAAAGUUCAGAUGGAAAGUCCUAUGUUAUUACUGGGAGCUGGAAUCCAAAAUCCCCACAUUUUCAAAUUGUAAAUGAAGAAACUCCUAAAGAUAAAGUGCUGUUUAUGACCACAGCUGUUGAUUUAGUAAUAACAGAAGUGCAGGAGCCUGUUCGCUUUCUCCUAGAGACAAAAGUCCGAGUUUGCUCACCUAAUGAAAGAUUAUUCUGGCCCUUCAGCAAACGUAGUACUACUGAAAAUUUCUUUUUGAAACUAAAACAGAUAAAGCAAAAGGAGAGAAAGAACAAUACUGACACUUUAUACGAAGUUGUUUGCUUGGAAAGUGAAUCAGAGAGAGAGAGGAGGAAAACUACAGCCAGUCCCUCAAUUCGCCUGCCACAGUCUGGAUCUCAGAGUUCAAUGAUACCUUCUCCUCCAGAAGACGAUGAAGAGGAAGAUAACGAUGAACCUCUCUUGAGUGGAUCUGGUGAUGUAUCCAAAGAAUGUGCAGAGAAAAUUCUUGAAACAUGGGGAGAACUGCUGUCUAAAUGGCAUCUUAACUUGAGCGUGAGGCCAAAGCAGUUGUCAUCCUUAGUAAGAAGCGGUGUUCCUGAAGCUCUUCGAGGAGAAGUCUGGCAGCUGCUAGCAGGUUGUCACAACAAUGACCACCUGGUGGAAAAAUACCGAAUUCUCAUCACAAAGGAGUCUCCCCAGGACAGUGCUAUCACUCGUGAUAUUAACCGGACAUUCCCAGCACAUGACUACUUUAAGGACACAGGAGGAGAUGGACAAGACUCCUUAUAUAAAAUAUGCAAGGUAUUUCAUAUGAAAACAAAAAAGACUCAGUUUUUUGUUUUAAUUUUUGGCUGCGUUGGGUCCUCGUUGCUGCGCACGGGCUUUCUCUAUCACAUGCCUGAGGAACAGGCAUUCAGUGUUCUGGUCAAGAUCAUGUUUGACUAUGGUCUCAGGGAACUUUUCAAGCAAAAUUUUGAAGAUUUGCAUUGCAAAUUUUACCAGUUGGAGCGCCUCAUGCAGGAAUACAUUCCUGACUUGUACAACCACUUCCUGGAUAUAAGCCUUGAAGCACACAUGUAUGCCUCCCAGUGGUUUCUUACGCUCUUCACUGCAAAAUUCCCUCUCUACAUGGUCUUCCAUAUCAUCGACCUGCUUUUAUGUGAGGGAAUAAGUGUUAUUUUUAAUGUCGCCCUUGGAUUAUUAAAGACUUCCAAAGAUGACUUGCUAUUGACAGACUUUGAAGGUGCGCUGAAGUUCUUCAGGGUUCAGCUUCCUAAGAGAUAUCGCUCAGAAGAAAAUGCAAAAAAACUGAUGGAAUUAGCUUGCAACAUGAAGAUUAGUCAGAAGAAGUUGAAAAAAUACGAAAAAGAAUAUCACACCAUGAGGGAACAGCAGGCCCAACAAGAAGACCCCAUCGAGCGAUUUGAGCGGGAAAAUAGGCGUCUACAGGAAGCUAACAUGAGGUUGGAACAGGAAAAUGAUGACUUAGCCCAUGAGCUGGUGACCAGUAAGAUUGCACUGCGAAAGGACCUGGAUAACGCUGAGGAAAAGGCAGAUGCACUGAAUAAGGAGCUGCUUAUGACCAAACAGAAAUUGAUUGAUGCAGAGGAAGAGAAAAGACGGCUGGAAGAAGAGUCUGCUCAGUUAAAAGAAAUGUGCCGUCGGGAACUCGACAAGGCAGAAUCUGAGAUUAAAAAAAACAGUUCUAUCAUCGGUGACUACAAGCAGAUUUGUUCUCAGUUGAGUGAAAGAUUAGAGAAGCAGCAGACUGCUAAUAAAGUGGAAAUUGAAAAAAUUCGGCAAAAAGUGGAUGACUGUGAGCGCUGCCGGGAAUUUUUCAACAAAGAAGGGCGCAUAAAGGGCAUCAGCUCAGCUAAGGAAGCUUUGGAUGAGGACACAGAUGAGGAGAAGGAAACACUCAAGAACCAGCUGAGAGAGAUGGAACUGGAACUGGCACAAACCAAGCUGCAGCUGGUGGAAGCUGAGUGUAAGAUCCAGGACUUGGAGCACCAUUUAGGCCUUGCCCUCAACGAGGUACAGGCGGCCAAGAAGACCUGGUUUAACCGAACACUGAGCUCCAUAAAGACGGCAACUGGGGUUCAAGGGAAAGAGACUUGCUGAGAGCAGCUGCUGCCUCCAGACACCUUCAGAAAACAUGACACCUUUUGUUGCCUUCUUUGGCCAGAUGUGUGAUUCUGUGACAUGUCCCAGGACCAGAAUGUACCUAAGUCAGAUCCAUAGAAGCAUGUGGGUAGGUUGUUGGACCAGAGCUCAUGAAGCAGGCAGCCUGUGCGGUAAGGCCCUCCUCACUCCUGAUACUAACAGGCCUGCCGGCUCACCUGCCGCUCUGGACGUUCCAGAAAGUCACUCCUCCGUGUGACCUCCGGGCCUCUUCCCGGCUAGGUCAGCUCCUCACCCAGCCCAGCGGCUGAGUGACAUUAUCAGAGUUUGGGGAUCCUUCAGGCCUUUGGUUUUUUUCUAAACCUUUAAUCUUUUUUUUAAAGAUACACAUAUUAUUAUAUAUUGGGGGAGGUGGGGCAGGGGAUCUGUAGCUCAAAUAAUUAUCUGCUCCAGUGCCAGCAGAGGGUCCUCCAGGUAGACAUGGAGAAGCACUUUGUUUUAAAUAGGAGGGUUUCAUGGUUGUAGGUGAAGCCACCUAGUUUUGUUAAACUAACUCUACGAUGCACAGGUUUUUGGUUUGGCAUUAUUCACAUGUUUCUGAUCAAUUCUAUGCAACUCUCAUAGUUCCUGUUGUUUUUAGUGUUAGCUGCCAAAUGACUCCACAGUGCUGGGGUGGGUGACUUGACCGACUGUCGAGACUGGAUUAAUCAUAACGUGGACAAAUCUUAUUUUGCUUAAUGUGUCGUGUGUGUGUGUAUAUAUAAAUAUCUUUUCCCAAUGCACCCAAUUGACAGUGUUUAAAUCCCAGACUAGGACUGAUCUGCACAACUUAAUUAUGUGGUUAUUUUGGGCACUUAAUUUCACUCAAGGUUUGUCGGGCUCUGCUCUCCACCCUGCUGUCGCGAGAGCUGUGAAGGGCUCCCUCACUUCAAGGUUCUAGUGUUUUUGCACAACAGCUUGUACAAGUGAGAAAGACUGAGGUGUGUGUGUGUGUGUGUGUGUAUGUGUGUGUGUAAAUGUGAGGAUGUGCAGGACACACAUGCCAAGAGGCCCCCGUCCUGCUGGCCUGUGUCCCUGCCUGCCUGGGCCCUCCCCGGAGUGAGGCUGGGUGCAAACCUCGCUGUUCAGAUGGGCUGCAAGUUCUCGCUUCAAAACUAUGGAAUAGAGGUUUUGGCACCUUUUUUUAAACAAAGUAACUUUAGACUUUUAAUUUAUAUAGUGAUAUGCUGACAGGCUGUCUCGCAGAUGACUUUGUCGUCUUCUCUGCGUGCAGUGUGGAGGUCGCUGGUUACAAGAGGCACUGGUUUGUACAUAAAGACACCUGGGUUGUUUUGUAUUUCUUUUCCUGUUGGCUGUAUUAACGCUUGCUGAGGUCAUCUGUGAUCAGGGAGGUAACAAGCGGCAACCCCUGACCCCAAAACCAUCCCCUCCACGGCUUUCUGUGUCUUUCUUGUUCAGUUACCAAAACAGCUGUAAGCCCAUCUAAAACUAGGUGCGUGGACAUUGUGCUAGGGUAGUUUCAGUGUGUCAACUUUAUGAAUUGAAAUAUAAACCAGUAAAAUUGUAUUACUA
Balaenoptera acutorostrata (minke whale) is the source of this 5037-nucleotide messenger RNA. It is a transcript of the gene RABGAP1, whose product is annotated as RAB GTPase activating protein 1. Bases 238 to 3465 code for a protein of 1075 amino acids. The record is from RefSeq and is a predicted model, not a curated record. The transcript has 26 exons. NCBI's taxonomy places the organism in Eukaryota, Metazoa, Chordata, Mammalia, Artiodactyla, Balaenopteridae.